This is a messenger RNA of Cucurbitaria berberidis CBS 394.84, 1032 nucleotides long. RefSeq lists its product as uncharacterized. The record is from RefSeq and is a predicted model, not a curated record. The transcript is spliced from 2 exons. Gene Ontology annotation, cellular component: nucleus; pre-snoRNP complex. The coding region runs from base 81 to 680 and encodes 199 amino acids. Lineage: Eukaryota; Fungi; Ascomycota; Dothideomycetes; Pleosporales; Cucurbitariaceae. Gene Ontology annotation, biological process: snoRNA localization; box C/D snoRNP assembly; maturation of LSU-rRNA from tricistronic rRNA transcript (SSU-rRNA, 5.8S rRNA, LSU-rRNA).
CUUCGAUACUAUCUUCUGACUGCCCGACAAGUCAAUUAUCCUCCAAAGAAUAUCCAUCUCAUCUAUUUGCCGACGUAAAGAUGACAGGAAAUGUCUGCGGUGUCUGCAACACAGAGCCAAAGAAGUACAAAUGCCCGACAUGCGCAUUGCCAUACUGCUCGCUAUCAUGUUUCAAAACUCAUAAAACCACACACCCUACCACAGCCCCAUCACCCGCCGAGCCCACCGAGCCCUCGCUUCCCCAACCACCACCACCCGCCCCAACGCCGCGCUACCUGAAGAAGAAAACCGACUUCUCCGUCCUCGCCACAAACCCCAAAUUCCAAGCCCUCCUCAAGACCCACCCCGACCUCCUCUCGUCGCUGCAACGCGUGUAUGCCAAGACAAUCGAGCCGGACCCCGAGGACGAAGCGCGGCGACACAGGCUCGAAAGACAAGCGUUCAGGGGACGUGGGAGCAGGGGGCGAGGGAGAGGCGGAAGAGGAGGACGAUGGAAUAGUCAGGAUGAAGAGCCUAGGAGGUGGACGCCGAAAAAGGGUGAUGCGGAUGCGAUGAGGUUGCUCAAGGGGAUUAGGGAGGGCAAGGGAAGGGAAAAGGAGAAAGAAGCCAUGGCGGAGUUUGUGAGCUUGGUUGAGGAGGUCUGUGGGAGGAGUGACGAUAAGGAGGGCGAUGGGGUUUGAAGGAAAGGCAGAGGUUCGAAUAUCUGAAGGAGUAUCACCAUGCAGAGACCGUUGAGUGUGCAAGCACUCACGAAAAGCUCGUGGUCGUCAAUUCUUGGUUACACAGGGGUAAUCACAACUGCUGGUACGAUGGCUAAGCGGGCUACUAGAAGGAAAGGAGAUAGCCAAGAACACGAGUCUGGGAUGAAGAUGAAGGAUUAGAAAUGUUAAUUCGCCAAGGGCCCUCUGGACUACCACCUGGAAACGAAAGCUUGUAGCGAACCGCGAUCCCAAAUGUCUACCGGUCAUAUAACUUAGAUGUAAGAUAUCCUUGUCAAGCGUCAUGCAUCGAUCUAAAAGUCUGGAACGGCGG